This is a messenger RNA of Oncorhynchus kisutch (coho salmon), 7115 nucleotides long. RefSeq names its product potassium channel subfamily T member 1-like. The record is from RefSeq and is a predicted model, not a curated record. The coding region runs from base 261 to 4007 and encodes 1248 amino acids. Gene Ontology annotation, cellular component: plasma membrane. The transcript has 34 exons. Lineage: Eukaryota; Metazoa; Chordata; Actinopteri; Salmoniformes; Salmonidae. Gene Ontology annotation, molecular function: outward rectifier potassium channel activity; intracellular sodium-activated potassium channel activity. Gene Ontology annotation, biological process: potassium ion transmembrane transport.
UGACGUCUGGAGGCUGGGAUGCAAUGGACCUCACAUCUGCAAAGGAUGGAGUGCUGCUCAAUAACAAUCUCCCAGCACUUUCUCACAUGAUUGUGUGAUGCAGAAAGGAAUGGAAAGCAAGUCUACCUCGGUCUAUAUUGCCGCAGAAGUGCGUUCAGGAUGCAGUUUUGAAUUUCAGUCGCUCCAUAGGCUGGUAUUGACAGCAGAGGGGUAACAUAUUGGUCAUUCUCGGCUGGGGGUAACUUGGGAGAGGGUGAACGAUGGCAGGCGCUAAACUCACGCCAUCUCCUUCGGAGAUAGACCCAGACGUCAAGACCGAGGCGACGAAAACACCGGAGGAGCCGACUUGGGUCAACCCGUCGAAGCCGAUACGAACGAUGGGCUCUUUUGGGAGUGAUGCUGGGCAAAGGUAUCAGGAGGAGUACAGUAUGGACUCUACCAACGCCCAGGUGCAGGUGGAGUUCUAUGUGAAUGAAAACACCUUCAAGGAGAGGCUCAAGCUGUUCUUCAUCAAAAACCAAAGGUCAAGCCUGAGGAUCCGUCUGUUUAACUUCUCCUUGAAGCUGUUGACGUGUGCCCUUUACGUCAUCAGAGUGGCUCUGGACGACCCUGAACAGGUCACUGGAGUAUGUGUCAACUGUCAGAAUAGAACAAGCACAGCCACAGCAGAAUCCACAGAAAUCACAGAAAUCAACUGGGAGUUGAUUUUCUGGGUGAACAGAAGGGUUCCUGUCUGGGCAAUACAGGUGACUGUGGCCUUAAUCAGUUUCCUGGAGGCGAUGCUCCUCACGUAUCUCAGCUACAAGGGGAACAUCUGGGAGCAGAUGUUCCAGAUCUCCUUCAUCCUGGAGAUGAUUAAUACCGUGCCAUUUAUAAUUACUAUCUUCUGGCCUCCGUUGAGAAACAUCUUCAUCCCAGUGUUUCUCAACUGCUGGUUAGCCAAGUGUGCCCUGGAGAAUAUGAUUAACGAUCUCCAUCGUGCCAUCCAGAGGACCCACUCUGCCAUGUUCAACCAGGUCCUCAUACUUAUCUGCACCCUUCUCUGUCUGGUCUUCACUGGGGCAUGUGGUAUCCAGCAUCUAGAGAGGGCCGGAAAGAACCUGACUCUGUUCAACUCUCUGUAUUUCUGCAUUGUCACCUUCUCUACGGUGGGCUAUGGUGACGUCACACCUCAUAUCUGGCCUUCUCAGCUGCUGGUGGUCAUUCUCAUCUGUGUGGCCCUUGUGGUGCUCCCGCUACAGUUUGAGGAGUUGGCCUAUCUGUGGAUGGAGCGUCAGAAGUCAGGAGGGAACUACAGCAGACACCGGGCCCAGACAGAGAAACAUGCGGUCCUGUGUGUCAGCUCUCUGAAGAUAGACUUGCUCAUGGACUUCCUCAACGAGUUCUACGCUCAUCCUAGAUUACAGGACUACUAUGUGGUGAUCCUGUGUCCUACAGAGAUGGACAUCCAGGUGCGUCGCAUCCUCCAGAUCCCUCUGUGGUCCCAGAGGGUCAUCUAUCUCCAGGGCUCAGCACUCAAAGACACAGACCUCAUGAGGGCCAAGAUGGAUGAUGCAGAAGCCUGUUUUAUCCUGAGCAGUAGGAACGAGGUGGACCGCACUGCUGCUGAUCACCAGACCAUACUGAGAGCCUGGGCUGUGAAGGACUUUGCCCCAAACUGCCCCCUGUACGUCCAGAUCCUCAAACCAGAGAACAAAUUCCAUGUCAAGUUUGCUGAUCAUGUGGUCUGUGAGGAGGAAUUCAAGUAUGCCAUGCUGGCUCUGAACUGUGUAUGUCCAGCCACAUCCACACUGGUCACACUCCUGGUGCACACCUCCAGAGGACAGGAGGGCCAGCUGUCGCCAGAGCAGUGGCAGAGGACGUAUGGACGUUGCUCUGGGAACGAGGUCUACCACAUCCGCCUGUGCGAUAGCAAGUUCUUCGGGGAGUACGACGGGAAGAGUUUCACCUACGCCUCCUUCCACGCACACAAAAAGUAUGGUGUGUGUCUGAUCGGGGUGAAGAGGGAAGACAACAAGAGCAUCCUGCUGAACCCAGGUCCUCGCCACAUCAUGUCCGCCCCAGACACCUGCUACUACAUCAACAUCACCAAGGAAGAGAACUCCUCGUUCAUCUUCAAACAGGAGGAGAAAGACAAGAAGGGCCUGCCGGUGACCGGGCUGUAUGACGCCCCCUCCAGGCUGCCUGUACACAGCAUCAUCGCCAGCAUGGUUGAUCAGGCCAAUUUUUAUGGGACGGUCGCCAUGGACCUCCAGAACCCGGCGGACCCCCCAGAGGACUGCAGCAAACUGACCCUGCCUACAGAGAACGGGGCUGGGAGCAGACGGCCCAGCAUUGCCCCCGUCCUGGAGAUAGCUGAUUCCUCCUCCAUUUUGCCCUGCGACCUGCUCAGCGACCAAUCAGAGGAUGAGACCAACCACUCAGACGAGGAGGGCUCGUCGGUGUCAGACUUUGUGAAAGGAUACCCUCCCAACUCCCCAUACAUUGGCAGCUCUCCAACCCUGUGCCAUCUCCUACCUCAGAAAGCCUCAUUCUGCUGCCUUCGGCUGGACAAGGGUUGCAGACACAACAGUUUUGAGGAUGCCAAGGCCUAUGGUUUUAAGAACAAGCUGAUCAUAGUAUCCGCGGAGACGGCAGGGAACGGCCUUUAUAACUUCAUCGUCCCUCUACGUGCUUACUACCGCCCCAGAAAAGAGCUCAACCCAAUUGUACUGCUACUAGACUACCCGCCUGACAACCACUUCCUAGAAGCCAUCUGCUGUUUCCCAAUGGUCUACUUCAUGGGCGGCACCAUAGAUAACCUGGACAAUCUGCUACAGUGUGGCAUCAUCUAUGCUGAUAACCUGGUGGUGGUGGACAAGGAGAGCACCAUGAGUGCUGAGGAGGACUAUAUGGCAGAUGCCAAGACUAUCGUCAACGUACAGACAAUGUUCAGGCUGUUCCCCAGUCUCAGUAUCAUCACCGAGCUGACCCACCCCUCCAACAUGAGGUUUAUGCAGUUCAGGGCUAAGGAUUGCUACUCCCUGGCUCUCUCCAAGCUAGAGAAGAUAGAGCGCGAUAAGGGUUCCAACUUGGCUUUCAUGUUCCGCCUGCCGUUCGCUGCAGGCAGAGUGUUCAGUAUCAGUAUGCUGGAUACGCUGCUCUACCAGUCAUUUGUAAAGGACUAUAUGAUUCCCAUAGCAAGACUUUUACUAGGCCUGGAUACCACACCAGGGUCUGGUUACCUAUGUGCAAUGAAGGUGACAGAGGAGGACCUGUGGAUCAGGACGUAUGGCAGGUUAUUCCAAAAACUGUGUUCUUCCAGUGCAGAGAUUCCAAUAGGCAUCUACCGUACAGAGUCACACAUGUUCUCCUCCUCAGAGUCUCAAGUAUCCAUCAACGUAGAGAACACUGGUGGUGACGACCAGAGAAGCAAUCGUCGCGAGUCAUGGAAGGAGAAAACAGCUCAGCGGAAGUCCACCACCAGCGACCAAUCAGAACAUCCUUUGCUGAGGAAGAAGAGCCUCCAGUGGGCGCGGCGUCUGAGCCGUAAGAACACCAAGCCACCGAGUCGCACCGAGCGGAUCUCCCAGCAGCGCCUCAACCUGUACCGGCGCUCCGAGAGACAGGAGCUGUCUGAGCUGGUCAAGAACCGCAUGAAGCACCUAGGCUUGCCCACUGUCGGAUACGAGGAUGUUGCUAAUCUUACUGCGAGUGAUGUCAUGAACCGAGUAAAUCUAGGAUAUUUACAAGAGUUGCAGGGAAUUUCAGAGCCUCCGUUAAGAGAAGAGACCAGAACAGGGGCAAACACAGAUGAGAUGAACGACCACCAGAACAGUCUGUCCUACGUUCUCAUCAACCCCCCUCCAGACACCAUGCUGGAGCUCAAUGACAUUGUCUACAUCAUCCGGUCCGACCCGCUGGCAGGGCCCGACGUGCCCGAGGAUGCGGCUCAGGGGCAGAGCAGCGGCGGCGGCCAAACGAGGCAGGACUUUGGCACAGAGACCAGGGAUGAGACCCACCUCUGAAAUCCCCUCGCCUCACCACCCCCGGACCUCUUGCCCUCUUGUCUCACCACCCCCGGACCUCUUGCCCCCUUGUCUCACCACCCCCGGACCUCUUGCCCCCUUGUCUCUCCAUCCCCGGACCUCUUGCCCCCUUGUCUCUCCACCCCCGGACCUCUUGCCCCCUUGUCUCUCCACCCCCGACCUCUCGCCCCCUUGUAUCUCCACCCCCGGACCUCUCGCCCCCUUGUCUCUCCACCCCCGGACCUCUCGCCCCCUUGUCUCUCCACCCCCGGACCUCUCGCCCCCUUGUCUCUCCACCCCCGGACCUCUCGCCCCCUUGUCUCUCCACACCCGGACCUCUCGCCCCCUUGUCUCUCCACCCCCGGACAUCUUGCCCCCUUGUCUCUCCACCCCCGGUCCUCUAGCCCCCUUGUCUCUCCACCCCCGGACAUCUCGCCCCCUUGUCUCUCCACCCCCGGACCUCUUGCCCCCUUGUCUCACGGCCUUUGCACGUGAUACAUUCUAUUUGUGCCAUACAAGGGGAAGAUCCCCACUGCCCUUGCCCACCCUUACCUUCCAAUCCCCCUUCACCCUAUGUCAGACUUACAGAGAGACACGUGUCACUGAGCUGCUAUGGGAGGAUGCAUGAAGAGUGCCUCGUCAUUACCUUAACCUCUUAGAGAGCAUCAGACACACAGACUCAGACAUUGCCCUCUUUGCAAAAGAUAAAACAUGAACAAUGCACCAGUCGAUGGAAACAUACUGGUAACCAACCAAAGGAGAGGAGAGACAGAUUAUGUCGGAGGUCAUGUGAUGCUCUGAAUAUUUAGAGGUUUGUUUGAUUUAGCUCGUCGGCAUACUAGGUGGGUGGAGCUUGCUUACACUUUAGCACCAAUAGAAAGGUGUCGAAAGGGCAAACUCUGCCCAAAUGGCGCGCCUGCGAGCUACACCAAGCACACUUGGCAUGUGUGUGUGUAGACUGUGUGAAUAUCAGUUGCAAAAUCAAGUCAUGUACAGAAAAUGUUAUUCCUUAACAAGAAUUCCUGGCAGUAUUCUUACACAUCAAUCAUGAAAGUACAUGAGAACUUAUUAUUUUCCUUAUGAGCACAACCCACUGGGCCCAGACGUCAAUUCAACAUCUAUUCCACGUUGGUUCAACUUCACAGUGUGAAGACUUUUAUAAGCAAUUUUUUUAAACACUAUCUUUUACUGCUCAUUCUGUAUACAUUUUUUUUUUUCAAAUAUCAUGCUAUUUGUUAUUAAAAAGUAUAGAAUACUUAAUGGAUGGAUGAACCUUAAUAAAUUACGCCAUGCACCUACGUCAUUCUAUUUGUGCCAUACAGUUUCUGGUUCUUUAUGUAUCAGUCAAUGUUCUACGAAAGCCAAUGAUCAAUCAUUCCACAUUUCUGACAGGAUUUGAUUAAUUACAGUAGAACAAUCUUUCACAGCUGUUUACAGUGGCAACCCUAUGUUAUGAACACUUGUUAUGAGUACUUAUAUUGCACAAUAAGAUACAAGCAUAGUUAAAGUGAUAGGUCACUCCAAAAUGAUAUCAAAAGUAAUCUGAUGUUGAGUUGGAGUGAACUAUUACUUGAAGUCUGUUAAUAUGGCUUGGAGUGCAAUGUUGCAAGCUUGCCUUCCAAUAUGUCAUUUCACUUGUACAGUAAAUGUAGUAUUGUGUGUGCUUUAUAUAUUUUAAUAAUUAUUUAAGAUAUUUAUGUUGUAUUUCUGAUACUGUUUUGCUUGGACUAAUAUGUGUGGUGAUAUUAUUGUAAACAUUUUUUUAUCCUCAUUGUUUGGUUCAGCGUUCUUUUGGUCAUUAUUAGUCAAAUGAAAACAAAUGGGACUUGAAAUAUUUUUGCACUAAGCUCUGUGGUCGUUAAUAGAGCAUUAUAGCAUGACCCUUUAACCCGAAACUUUAACGAUACAAUAAAAGACUUUAGUAUUUGCACAGUAUGAAUCAGCCGCCAUACAGUCAGUGUUAUAUAUAGUAUAUCAACUUUUAAAGGGCUGUAUUCAAUCCGAUCGCUUUAGACGACAUCCGCAUAGCGGUUGUUUUUCGGUGUUAGAGCUAUCAAAUCCACAAGCAGCUCCUGGCAUACCUAAAGAGGACAUUGGCUAUUCCCAAUUUAGCGGAGACGGCAUUCACCGGUAAACACUGCAUAUUACCUUCACAUUUCUAUCGCGGAGUCUAACGCUUCAGCUGUAAAGAUUGAAUAGAGCCCUAGGCCUUUUAAGUACAUUUGCAAAGUUUUAAAUGAUCAUUGUCAUUUGUAAACAACAGAAUAUAUUUUGAUAUGUGCCAUUUCUGCUUGUUUGUUAUAAAAUGUACUAGGGAAGUAGUUCUGAACAUGCAUUGCCUGAAUGAGAUUAAGUUGAUGGAAAGGUUAGAUAAGGAAAAAAGUGGGUUAUGUCAGGCUUUUACAUUAUUUUGCCGUUUGAAUAUCUCUGGAGUAGUCCUUGAUGUGUUUUGGGAUGUAAUGUAACGCAAUGUGUCCCCCAUUCCCAUUGAAGUACUGUAUGUAUGUGUAGAUCAAAUAUGUUCCAUACUAGCCAGGCCCCCAGAAGGGCAGUUUACAGAUCAUCACCUCUUGUCCUCCCCCCUCAUCGUUGUUGUAUGUGAACGGAACCACAAGGGAAUUCUCUUAUUGGAGUUGUUCCGUAAAAAAAAUAUGUUUUUGAAGUUCAUACUGUAAUAUAGAAAGGGGCAUGCAAACACAAAAAGCAUGUUUUGAGAGAAAGUUUGCCAAACCAGAUACGUUUUCCUACAGUUAGGUGACCUGGGUGAAGUAUCACAACUAGAAAAUUAAUCAUAUCUCCCACUUGUUAUUUGUCUGCAUAUCAUUAUAAUGGGACCAUGCAUGUCCUCCAGACAAAGUCUUCUGUUUACCUUUAUCAUAUUUUUAGUUAAUUGUCAAAAAGGUUUUAUCCAUUUUGUACUUUUUCUUAUUCCGAAGUAUGUGUACUUCUCUACCGUGAUGUAAAAUAUGAACAAUAAAUGCUGCAUGCAGCCAGAAACAUUGGAAUGGAAAAACACUCCUGUAGUUUAAUCACAGAGAGAAAUGAUCACUCAAACACAUCUAAUGGUGGGGUUGCUCACCCUUUGUCACCACAGGAAAGGGGAAAAAC